CGUCCGAUCUCCAUCGGCUACGAUGGCCUCGCAGGCGCCGACGGAUCUGGUCGCUUCUCCUUCUCCCCCGCCUGCUCAGCCCUCGCAUCCGUCUCCGGCCCCCUCACCGCUCGUCUCUCCGCCGAACACCCCUCACGCACGAUCGUCGAAGUCCUUGUCCGCCCGCUCGCGGGCAUCCCAGGCACACACGAACGCGCCAUCGCGUCCAUCAUCCGUGGCAUCGCGGAGCACGCGCUUGUCCUCACCACUCACCCGCGCGCGCUCGUCCAGAUCGUCGUGCAGUCCUUGUCGCCCGCGGCGCCGCUCGUACCAAGCUUUGCCGGUGCCUCGGGUCUGGCAGCGCAGAUCAAUGCAGCGGGCCUCGCACUGCUCAGUGCUGGGUCGGUGCCGCUGCGUGGAGUUGUGUGUGCUGUUGCUGUUGGGAAGGGCGGUGAGGAUGGGGCGAUCGUUCUGGAUCCGAGCGCCGAGGAGACGCAGAAGCUCAAGAGUGGUGGAUGCUUCGCAUUUCUCUUCUCUGUUGGACUUGCACACGCGAUGCCCAGCGUGCUGGAAGGCGUACCGCCUUCGGAGCUGCUGUGGACGAACUACGGUGUGCGACCUGGUGCGGCGCUGAACGACGCGGAACUGGAAGAGGCUCGCGAGGCGGCGCGUGGUGCAGCGGAGGAGAUUUGGCGGCAGGUCAAGGAGAGUGUCGAGACAAUAGGGAAUUCUGCAAAGCAGGGCGUGGUUACACGGAAGGUCGGCAAAGCUGUGGACCAGAUGGAGGUGGAGGUAUAGAUGGGCGGCGGAUCAAGUGGUGAGGCAUUGUCGUUGGAAACAGAAAAGUCCUACGACCAGAAGCCUCACCUUUGUGGUGUGCUCCAUGGAUGGGCUACACGUUGCACAUAUGUGUCCGCGUCUACUUCUUUCCGAGAGGACAUUACCAUAUAGCUUGCUGGCUGCACUGAGCAGGUAAUGACUAAACCUAGCUGCGCCUUCCCUCUGGUAUUUUCGCACCAGAGAUGCUCGCAGAGCCGCUCAAUGUCAUCUUGCGCCCGCUGAAGGCCAAGCAGUUGCACCGAUUAUUCCACUGCGUACGGUCUAUAAUCGACUAUAUAACACCGGCCCGCCGAAUACAUGCAUGGAGCGUGGUGCUCGUCGGCUUUGAAUACAGCCUAUUUUGCAUUCUGACGGUCGAUGCGUUCUUCUCUGCGUAUGCUGCUUCCAGUGGUUGCGCAAUCUGUCAAUUCUGUCCCCCCGAGCGUUCCUCCAUCAAGCACUGACGUCCCUCAUCGGUCUCUCGGGCUCCCGUGCGAUGUCACUCGCCAACUUAGCAGGGAUAAUCUGACGGAAAUGUCACAGUCUAAACAUGCUGUAGACACGGUUUCACCCUGUCGUGCCUCCACAUGAGCGAUCCGAACUUGCUGUGUAUUCUUCGGCGAGCGGCACGAUAUGACACGUAUUAUAGGUUCCAUACAACCUCCGCCAGCCUGCUCUUGACCCUCUCUUGACCGCUUAAAAGCUAUAUUACAACAAUUUUCCGCGGAAUGUGUUACCUUCAAGGCAGAACACGCUUUCAACUUGUUUUCAAGCGGCGUCUCUGAUGAUCAUGUUCUCGAAUACAGGGCCAACGUCAUCGUAGCUGCCGUCGGGCCGAUUCAAGCGGAUGUCCUUGGGCCAACAGUGGCAGUGCACCUCAGGGCUGUCUCGCUGGACAUGUGAACAUGUACCGUCACUACACCACUUGAAUUCUGGACAUUCCACUUGGGUCCAAGCUCUCCCCAGGAAAGCGACUCUGCGGCCGACAAGUCGAAGUGGACAGUAUUGUUGCAAACAGCGUCUUUAGCAGGACAUUUUAACGUAUAACAACCCUCCCCCUUCUCAAGUCACAACUUCACAAGCCCGUGCCGCAAGCAUGUACGUCCCCCUUGUCACACCCGCCCUCCAGUACCUCGAACGGAGAAAGGGAGGUGGAGGCGGUAGCAAAGGCGGCGGUUCAUCAGGCUCCUCGGGCAGCACCGGAAAGGGCAGCACUGGGUCCUCGGGAUCGAGCAGCGGUGGAAGAGGAAGCACGGUCCCCCUCGCGGGCAGCAACGGGGUCACAGGCAGCCGCAGCGUGUCGACGUACAAUUCGGGCGGCGGGAAGCAGAUUACGAUUCCGUCGGGGCAGGUGUUCUCGGGACGCACGGCGGGCGGUGCGACGCGGGAUCAGGUCGCCGGGACGAGGGCGUAUGGAAGCGGAUACCCUGGCGUGGCCACGCGCGGUGUAUAUAACCGCGGCUUCCCGUUCUGGUUCUGGCCCGUUGUGUGGGGCGGUGCGUUUGGUGGGGGAGGGGCGUACCUCGUCGAUCAUGAGUACGGCGACUCGUACAACACCUCGCGUGUCGGUGGUCCCAUGAUGGAAGCCACUUUCGUCUCCAACAACACCAGCAGUGGCUCGCAGAGCAACGCGACCACGUUUCAUCUCCUCGCCGACAACAGCACCGUCUCCGCCCUGCUCCCGCUCCUCGUGUCCAACUGCUCCUCCAACCUCCAAUCCCAGGGCUCGAGCACCAACCAGACUUCCCAGACACCUGCUGCGGUGAACACCAGCUCGACCGGCGCCCCUCAGCCGUUCCAGGCUGUGCAAUAUUAUAGAGCGAGCAGCGUCGUGCUCACCUUGGAUGGGUACAACAAUAGCGCGACCCUCGGCACGGACGACAGCAUUGCGGGCGAUGAAACGGCCGACACGCCGCUGCCUUCCGGUAUCGACUUGACGCUGCUCGACUGUCUGAACCAGACGAUCAUUCAGGCUGCACCACUCGUGGAUGCCGCGGGCGGGCUCAGGCUCGGCGGUGCGCCGAGCAUGCAGGGUAUGCUCGGGCUGGCCAUUGCGAUUUGGUGUUUGUUUGGAUCAUUCUUGUAAAUCGUGGGCUUUGCUGGAUGUGUCGCUUUCUUUGGUGCGAUUCACACAAAACAUGGGAGCACAACUUAUUUGGCACUGGGCCUCCGAGCGAUGAUGACUUAUACCUUUAUUUCACACCACGAGGUUCACGUAUUACGAUUAUUUUCGGUACUAUUUCGCGUCGCGUUGUUUAUUUUUAUACUAAUCGCGACAAACGACAUGUUUAUGGGGCUGAAUAUGUUCGACAUAUAUCGUAGACACAACACCAGGGUCAGCG
This is a messenger RNA of Coniophora puteana RWD-64-598 SS2, 3140 nucleotides long. RefSeq lists its product as uncharacterized. The transcript is spliced from 8 exons. Lineage: Eukaryota; Fungi; Basidiomycota; Agaricomycetes; Boletales; Coniophoraceae. The record is from RefSeq and is a predicted model, not a curated record. Bases 1895 to 2884 code for a protein of 329 amino acids.